Messenger RNA from Dentiscutata erythropus, 1629 nucleotides. NCBI's taxonomy places the organism in Eukaryota, Fungi, Glomeromycota, Glomeromycetes, Diversisporales, Gigasporaceae. The record is from the annotation of a GenBank genome assembly.
AUGUUACGACCUCCUCCUUCUGAGAUUCUUCAUGAAAUUUUUAAACAUUUUGAGAAUGAACCUGAUUAUUUACAUUCAUGUAUUUUAGUUAACCGCGCUUGGUGCGCGAAUGCUAUGCAAUUAUUAUGGAACAAACCUUUCCAUCUUUUACCUAACAAAAAUCUUGAUUCUUCUCAUCACCUCAUUUCAACUUAUUUAUCCUGUUUAAGUCCAGAUGAAAGACAUAGUCUUGAUUUACUUGCUUUUCCGCCACCUUCCACUCUCUCUUCUUAUUCUUUCAUAACAUCCAAAAGUUAUUCGCCACCAACUUUUAGUUAUUCCUCAUUCUUGAGACAUCUUGCUUAUUUCCCUUUAGCUGCUUCAGUCCAAGAAUGGUGUGUUAUUAAUAAUCUAAAUACUUCCGAUAAUAAUCCUUUAAUGCAAAAAAUUAUACACGCAUUAUUUCGAUUAUUUGCUAAAUAUUCACCGAAUCUUGAAUCCAUUUCAUUCGUUAUGGAUAUGGAUGUUGAUAUAAAGAAUGGAUUAAAUUAUUUUGAUUUUAAAUUAAAUUGUCAUAUUUCAAUUUUACGCGAACAAAAUGUUCGUCGAUGGGUGGGAAUGGUUAAGGAAAUCGAAUUUGCUGGUGAUUUUGCUUGUGAUCAAGAUUUCCCAACGUUGAUGCAAAUUUGUCGACAUCUUAAAAAGAUGGAGGUCAGAUUACCUGAUUUCGAAUAUAGAGAGGACGACGAUCAUUAUGAUUCAAGUGCUGCUCUCUCCGCUCGUUUUAUAGAAUCUCAAUUCGAAUUAAAACAACUUUUCUUACGCGAAUGUCAUUAUCCUCAAGCUUUAGGCAUCGCACUUACACGUCAAAAAAAUACUUUACGUCACUUAAAAUUUCGUGAAGUAGUGUUUGAUAAUUCAUGUCCAUUAGAUUGGUUACCAAAUUGUCAAAAUUUAGAAAUUUUAGAAUUUAUUGAUUCUGAAAAUUUGGUUCCUAAUGUUUUGGACUCACUUAGAUUAGCACCCCUUACUAACCUUAGAUCCAUAACUUUUAAAGAAGAUCCUGUGCCUGCUGAAACUUUAGAAUCAAUAAUUUUAGCUAGCCAGCAAAAUCUUGAAGAAAUCUUUUUUGGUUGGCCUGAGGAUUGUAAUCAAAAUGGUUAUGCUCAUUUAUUAAAUUCUAUCUCGUUGAAUUGUCCUAAUCUUGUACGACUUGGUGUUAUGAUCGGUCCAAAUGAAAUUGUUGAAUUAUUUGGAGUUUUAAAUAAUUGUAAAAAAUUAAAGAUUUUAUAUAUUUAUGGUAAUGGAAGAUCUUUUGACGUUAACGAUAUUUUACCAGAGAUUGGAAAAUUUUUACCUAGUACUUUAAUAGAAUUAAAUAUUUCUGCUGGAUGGAGAUUUGGACCUGAUAGCUUAAAACAAUUUUUAAAUAAUUGCUGUGUACCUGUUAAAGAUAAACGAGAAAAGACGGUUCCUUUGAAAAAACUUGUUAUAAGAAUUUGUGAUUUUAUUAAUGAUGAACAUCUUAGAAUUUUGGUUAGAUAUUCUAUGAAGUCUUUAAAAUUUAUUACUUUAUGGAAUAAGAAAUUCUUUAUAAACGAAGCUGGAAUUGAUAAAGCCAGCCAAUGGUUGAGAAAAUCCGUGAUAUAG